This is a messenger RNA of Branchiostoma floridae (Florida lancelet), 5481 nucleotides long. RefSeq names its product serine/arginine repetitive matrix protein 2-like. Bases 550 to 2472 code for a protein of 640 amino acids. The transcript is spliced from 14 exons. Gene Ontology annotation, molecular function: mRNA binding. The record is from RefSeq and is a predicted model, not a curated record. NCBI's taxonomy places the organism in Eukaryota, Metazoa, Chordata, Leptocardii, Amphioxiformes, Branchiostomatidae.
AUUCGACCCCACACAAUGUGCCAGCCUGAAUAACGCCGGUCCUCCCACAGGCUAGCGGUAGCAGGUGUGUGGUGUGCAGACUGCUUUCAGUUCCUGUCUUACAGCCACCGGCAUUGCCAAGGAUUUUCCCUCUCACAGAGAUCAAUACCCGCUUCCUUACAGCAGCGUUAUUGGCUGAUUGGUUCUCACUGUCAGCUAUUGAAGAUUCUGCCCGCCGUGUCCGUGCGUGUAAGAACUGUGCUAUAGCAGUGGUGGAAGAGGAUCGGAGAUCAGCAUUGUGCGUACAGGUUUAUCUCCUUUGUUCCCGGACGAGUGGGCGGCUGUAGACAUUAAGUAGUCUACGACAGAUUGCAGUUGACUUGAGGCACAUCAAGGAAGAUUGGCCGAGAUGCUGCCAUGUUUUUGAGAAAUGAGGUUUUAGCAGACAAUGCUCUGAGAAUCGGUUCUACGUUCGCUGUGGGCGUACCAAUCUUCGUCAGGUGCCACAGCAUCCGGCUGUCUCAGUGACUUUCACAUCCGCCUUACUGACAAUUUGUCGUGUUAACCAAGAUGGCAGAAACGGACAAACUAUUGUUUGAGAAAUUCUGGAAGGGGACGUUCAAAGCGGUGGUGGCCCCCAGGCAUAGUCAGCCGUUCAUGGCAGCCCUCAAGGGUGGGAACAACAACAACAACAAUGAGGAGGAGGAGAGUGGAACAAAUGCAAAUCCUAAGGAGAGCCACCAGCUGGCAGAAGCCAAUGAGAAGAAGAACCUCAAGAUGAAGGAGGCCUUCGGCAUCUCGGAAGGCUACGUGGACGGCAGCUCCUUCGACCCCGCCCGCCGAGCCAAGGAGGCGGAGGCCAGGAAACAACAGCAGCUGCAGCAGCAGCAGCAGAAGAAGUACAAUAUGAUCCGUGAGCCAAGCUCCUCUCCCUCACCACCACCUAAGAAGAAGAAGAAGAAGUCUGGAAGAGGUCGCAGCAGCAAAAAACGGAAAAAUGGAGUUGUGAGGAGGUCACGGAGCUCGUCGCCUGAGCGUAAGGAGAAAAAGCGGUCUCGCAAGCACAACCGCGAAAGAUCUGAGUCCCGCUCUAAGUCCGGCAGAAAACAUAGAUCCAAAAGUCCUUCCCCCAAGCGCAAACACAAGGAAAAGAGCAAGCGACGCAAGAGAUCCCUGAGUAAGACGCCUCCGCGGAAGGAGAAACAUGGGAAGAAGAAGAAGAGGAAGGAGCGCACCCCGACCCCCUCCAGCAGCUCCAGCUCCUCCGACUCUGACUCGGACAGCAGCAGCAACAGUAGCAGCUCCAGAAGCUCUGCAAGCCCCUCGCCAGAGAGAAAGUCCAAGUCGUCAAAGUUCAGCAAGUCUGGCAGUGGGAGCCCCAGGAAGCACAAGGGAGGGAAGCCCAGCCGCAGCCCCCCCUCCCGCUCCCCCAGCCCCCCCACGCAGCAGAGUCCCCCCCACAGGCUGACUCAUGAGAGGAACGGCAGACAGGCGGAGUCCCCCAUUGCACAGCGCCCUCGUGCUUCAGACGCCAGGCGUUACCAGUCCCCGCCUCAAAAGGACAACAGAAGCUUUCGCUCGCCACCGCAGGCGGCAGACAGGGGUCACAGCUCCGGACAACGUCCUUCCAGCCGCGACGGAAGGACUGCAAGGUCAAGGUCAUCGUCACACUCCGACUCUGAGAGGUCAAGAGGAUCGGUGUCUCCACCCAAGGAGAAAAGAGCAAGGAUGUCUCGGGAGGAGUCGCCAAAGAAGCAACAGGAGAUGCGACGGUCUCGGAGCUAUUCCCGAUCGCCCGCCGCUCGCAGCCGCUCUCGGAGCUACUCCCGUUCUCCCUCUCGCUCGCCCUCCCCUGCGCCGGCACGGAAAUCUCGCAGCUACUCCCGGUCCAAGAGCCCCUCCCCACCAGCACAGAGGAGGCGAGAUUCCCGGUCCCUGAGCUACUCUCCUGUGGGCAGGAUAAGCAGGGACGUCUCCCCGGCCAGGCGCAGUCCCAGCUACAGCCCCAGGAGGGUCAGCAGAAGGUCUCCAUCAGGCAGUGGCAGCAGUAGGAGCAGGAGCAGGAGCCACAGUGCCAGCAGAAGCCGCAGCCCCAGCGCCCCGCCCAGACACUCCAAGAGCCACAGCCGCAGCUACAGCAACUCCCCGGCCAGGGUGAGGGGUCGCUCCCGUAGCUACUCCCCGAUCAUCCCUCGCCGGCGCAACAGGGACUCGCCCAGUCACCUGGAGCCUCGCCGAAUCACCAGCGCGCGAAAGAGACCGGUGCCGUACUACCGACCCAGCCCUCCCAGUUCGUACUACGACAGCGACAGUAGUUACUACAGCCACAGCUCCCGAUCCAGAAGUAGAAGCUAUAGUUACUCCCGUAGUCGCAGCAGAAGUCGCAGCUACCGAGACUCCCACAGCCGCAGCAAUAGUUACCGCAGUUACUCCCGCAGUCGCAGUAGAAGUAGAAGCUACAGUUACAGCAGUAGAGAAAGCUAUAGAAGAUGAUCCUGCUUUCUUCUUUAUAGUUUCUACCUUGGAGUUAGACCUUUCUGGUUGUAACCCUACCAAAGGAAGGGUUGUUGCCACAUGGCUAACUCUUUAGGUGGAUACGUAGGUCUUGGUCAUAUACCAGUGUUUUCUUUGGGGAAGGGCAGUUCUUUGGCUGGUAAAAGUAUAUAAGUAGGAAAACUACUCUUUGGUGCUUCAAAAGAAGAUAAUUGUCAGGUGGUGCUCAUAUUUUAUUAUUUGCUUUCCUUUGGUCAAUAAAUAUUGAAAAUGAUUUUUAAAAUUGUGGCAAAAAAUCACUGUUUUUUUUUGGCAUAUAAUACAAAUAAUUGGGGGUUUAAUAUGAGUAAACAUUCAUAGUUAAUGAGAAAAUGGUGUUCAUUGAGUCUGUACAUUGACUUUCUUUGAAAACUAUUUGAUGCAAAAUUUUGCGUAUUCAGGACAUCCCUAUACAGGCUAGCACUGGUAUAUGCACAAGUAUUUAGGAUGUUAUAUAGUAACAAGUAAUAUAUGUAUCAUUUCAUAUUUUCUUGAAGAAAGAUGCCUGCAUCUUGAUAGAAGAAUGUAUCAACAAGUCACAAAAGUGGCACGUGUGUGAGGACUCCUAGCUGUUUAUGUCUGAACUGCAUCAAAUGUAUACCUGAGUUGUAUGUUGAAAGCAGUUACUGUACUACCUGCAAAAUUUCAUGUCAGUUAAUGAAUCAUACUCACUUAAGACUGUGGGUCUCUUAACUUCAAGAAACCUGUACUUAAUAUUGAAGACAUCUAUUGCUACGUACUGCUCUGGAGUAGUGUUGUCUACAUGGUCACUCUUUGAAAUAAUGAACAUGUACAUAGUGGCUUGAGUACUUGACUGUAGUUGCUUGUAUACAUAGGCUAGGCAAGUCCAAGUUCAAGUAGAGGGGUGGAAAGUUUCCUUACAAAAUCAGAUUCUUUUGAUUUAAUCGGAAAACUUGGCCUCUAGCGUCAUUAAGACGUAAAAAAUCAUCAACUUUUGGCAAGAAUUGUAUGUAAAAAAGUGGUAUAUUCCACCCCUUGCUAGACUGCUAUUAUGCCAACUGUGUUGGCCAUCCUGACACCCCCUACUGGGAAGUGGUGCAGUCUGAACAUGAUCUUUUUACAAAGUAGAUAAAAUUGGUUCCAACAAGCUGUACAUGUAUGUAUGGUUAGGGCAUGGUAUUUGGGAUGGUCGGCAAACUUGCUGGUUAGAUUAGUCCACUAACUUCGUUAAUGUAUUCUUUUAAUGAAUGACAAAACAGCCUGGGAGGGCUUAGGUACAAUUUUUUCAUGUUUAUGUCUUUAGUAAUUUUUUUUCUAAUGUAAUAAUUUGUAAAAUGCUGCAGCAUGUGUUCCUUAUCAUGAACUAUGGUGUGUGUUAACAAAGGAAAUGAAGGACAAAUUUAAAUUACAGAUUUUUACAAAAUGGACAGAUACUGGCUUUGUCUUUCCCUCAACAUAGAAUCUUUUGGAAGACUUAAAGAACAAAUGUCACAAUGGGAACAAGCUUUAUAUGUAGUGUUCACUGGAUGGAUGUUCAUCUCUUCCUCUGUAGUUCAGAUAGCAAUGGUUUGGGGUUAUAGCCUAGUAGUAGAGGACUGAAUAGAGAUUUUUUAAACUUUUCAAUUCAUCUAAAUGUAUCUCUUCAAAAGUUUCAUUCAAUACACUCACUCUAAAGUAUGUUCCUACUAUAUGCUUCAAGUGUUAUGGCAGUAAGUGUUGUGUAUUAGAAUGCACAUCAAAGUUACUGUAAAUGCAGAAACUUUCGCGGUGGUUUAAUGUUCGCUGCUUUCGCGGUGGCCGCUUCAAGUAGCCAUGGCGACUUAAAACCAUGGCGAACAUUUUUUGUAAGAGACUACUGUCAAUUUAAACCACCGUGAAAAGUACUUUUUCCCGGUACUGCAAAAUUAAAUCCCUGCGAACUUAAAUGCUUUUACAGUACUAUUCUUGAGCUUCAACUUUCCGGCAAUAAGCAUGGAAGGCUGUACCGUUGACAUUGACAUUGGCAGUGAGAUUCCUGUUUUCACUUGGCACAUAUUGAUAGUAAUCUGCAAACAGGAUUAUGUACAGGCCCAAGCAAAUCUGGAAGUGUUGUAUUACUGAAGACUUUCCAAAACUUGAACAAUUAAAGUCGCUGAAUUGUGGGCGCAUCGCCUUUCCAUAGUCCUGUUUUAAAAGUUCCUGUUUCUCUAAUAGAUGUUGUAUAGGAAGUUGUGAUCCACUGUGAUAAACAAUCUGCCCCUUACAUCCUAAUUAUUUGAUACAACUGUAAAUGAUGUACUAUCCAUACGUUUCGACACAGUAAACUCUGACAAGGAUCUUUCUUUUGGUGUAGCAAUGUAUGCUUGGUUAAAGAAUUUUGUUACACUGGUGAUGAUUGGCUAAUUUGUGUGAACUUCCCACUUGUGCACACUCAUUAACCAAUCAGCCAAGCUGUUACAGUAUGUGUACAACAUGCAUCCAGUACAGUUCAUCCUAUCAGUGUUACUCAAUCGUCCUAUAGUACCAGAUACCACAACACACUCAGACAACCAGGUCAUUGUAGUAAUACUGUUCUUCUUAGAUAUCAAUGAAAUUUUCUUGGAUAGUGAAAAUGUAACAAUAUUGACUUGUUCCAACCUAGCAGUACAUUUUUAGUGUGGUCAAUAUUGAAGGUUGGACUCUUUCCCGUUGGAUGCAAAAGUUCCUAUAUUAGACCAAUGAUGCGUUUCUCCAUUUAACAAUGACCGAAUUAGAAUUGGACUUUUACACAAAUUCUUCAUAAUCGUGUGUUAAAUAUAAUUAUGAUGAUAGCUGUGACAUCCCAACAUACAGACUUGGUGUGAUUAUAUUUUCUUCAUGCUCCUAACAAUAAUAAUCAUGAUGACCUUUAUGUAAUACCAUUUUGUUCGGACUUUUGCUGAUGGUAGAAUUAAGUUCCUUGUUAGUAUUUUUUUAGUGUUGCCAGGUACUCUUGUCCUACCUUGUAUCCAGCUGUACAGGUCACAAUGAAAUAAAACUCUGUCCAGAAUA